This is a messenger RNA of Theobroma cacao (cacao), 1128 nucleotides long. Its product is annotated as lipid-binding serum glycoprotein family protein. Gene Ontology annotation, molecular function: protein binding. The record is from RefSeq and is a predicted model, not a curated record. NCBI's taxonomy places the organism in Eukaryota, Viridiplantae, Streptophyta, Magnoliopsida, Malvales, Malvaceae.
CGAUCACGUCAUACAUUUUUCUUAUUUCAGCUCAGGUACUUUCCCUCUCUCUCUCUCUUCAAAGCUCAACCUUCUCAGCUGAAGACUGAAAAGAAAUAGGGGAAAACCAAAAAAACCCAGAACUGUAAUGUCAGAUAAUAGGGAUAAUGACACUUCAACAUCGGUUGGUAAUUCAUUUGGAAAGCUUCCUGAUCAUCUCCUAAUUGAAAUUUUCAUCAGAGUACCAGUUUCAGAGUGGGCAGAAUUAUCUUGUGUUAAAAAACAGUGGGCCAACUUGUUUCGUGGAGAGUGCUUGUGGCAAGCUGCUCUAAUGAGAACAUUUCCUUCGGCCAGCCAAGUUAAAAGGUGGCCUGGACCUAUUCCUCAAGGACUAAGCAAAAGGAGAUUUGCUGCUUUAUAUGUUAGUAAACACAUCUUUGCUCUAGAAAAUGAGAUAGAUGAGAUUGUGGGCCAUACAUAUUUAUUUUUGAAAGAGCAGCUUGAACUUUCAACUAUGCCACCUCCCUCUGGGGUACUUCAUGGAACCAUAAUUGCAGAUCAAUUUAUUGCUUGUGGGAAGUCAAGAGACACAGCCCACGAGCUUGCUUCACAGAUUUGGCUGGCAGUUCUUGACAAUUUGGAGGAAAAUCAGCACACAUUUCUUUCACUUAAGCACCUUGCUCUGGAGGGGGAUGUUUUUCUUCCAUACCCAUACUCUAGAUCAAUUAAAGUCCAAUGGAAGGUGUUUGAGAAGCUUUUCACUGAUUUCCGUGACUGCCUCAACCGUGCAGAUUACUAUGACGUGCUGGCAAUGGCAAAGAACAAGUUUCAACCAAUACCGUCUGCAUGGUUAGGUUACUAGUGUUUCAAAAGUAUACGGUGGAUCAAUUUAUCCAGAAAAGGAGAAAGAGUAUAUCCUGGAUUAGGCAAACCAAUUUGUGCAUACGAACACAAAAGUAUUGACCUCCAGCCCUGCUGCAUUACUUGGUAGCAUCAUUGGGUAAAAGAUGUCAUUGCCCUGUUCCAUAAACAAGUGUACAUUGUGUCCUAUGAAUCAACAAUUGUUAGAAAGUGUUGAAUACCACAAACUUAUGUAAACUCCCUUACCGGUUAGUUUAUAUUUUUCAAAUAAAAAAGAAGUAAUUCUUA